AUGAAAACUAGAUUUUAAUAUUCACUAUUUUAAGCUGAAAAGAAAUAUUUCAAGACCAAGUAUCUUGUCCUUUCUUUCCUGUUUAAUAUAUUAACAUAUAUAAAUAGUAUUUUUUUUAGGAAAGCAGACAUAAAAGCCAAUUUGAUGGAAUAAGAUGAGGAUUGCAAGAUGAGGAAAAUUAAAAAAGAAAAUUAUAUAAAAGAAAUCAAAGAAAGAAAGAAAAAAAUAAUAAUAAAUUAAUAUGAAUAAAUAAAAAAUAUAAAAUAAUAGAAAAUAAAAUAAAAAAAAUAAGAAAAAGAAAGAUAAAUAAAAUUAACAACAAACAUAAAAUGUAUUUAUGAAAUUUGUGAUGAGAGCAAAACUAAAAAUAAAUCAUACCAUUUUAAAGAAUAAAUUUAAUAAAAAUUCAGAUAAAUAAAAAAGGAAUUAUGA
Messenger RNA from Tetrahymena thermophila SB210, 432 nucleotides. RefSeq names its product transmembrane protein, putative. Lineage: Eukaryota; Ciliophora; Oligohymenophorea; Hymenostomatida; Tetrahymenidae. The transcript has a single exon. The record is from RefSeq and is a predicted model, not a curated record.